AUGCGUAAAUCCGGCAGCUUCUACGAAGUUCUCCGCGUCAACCGCCACGCUUCCGCCCUUGAAAUCAAGGCGGCGUAUCGGAACUUAGCGAAGCUCUAUCAUCCUGACUCUUCUUCCAAAUCGGACGGCGGUGAUUUCAUCCAGAUCCAUAACGCCUACGAAACUCUCUCUGAUCCUGCUGCUCGAGCUCUCUACGACUUGUCGUUAGGGUUUGGAAUUGGUAUUGGUAUUGGUAUUGGAAUUGGAGAUCCAAACUCGUCGUUUUAUACAGUUGGUCGUCGCCCCACCCGAAGGUGGGAAACGGAUCAGUGUUGGUAG
Chenopodium quinoa (quinoa) is the source of this 318-nucleotide messenger RNA. Its product is annotated as chaperone protein dnaJ 11, chloroplastic-like. The record is from RefSeq and is a predicted model, not a curated record. The transcript has a single exon. The coding region runs from base 1 to 318 and encodes 105 amino acids. NCBI's taxonomy places the organism in Eukaryota, Viridiplantae, Streptophyta, Magnoliopsida, Caryophyllales, Amaranthaceae.